Acaulospora morrowiae is the source of this 1893-nucleotide messenger RNA. NCBI's taxonomy places the organism in Eukaryota, Fungi, Glomeromycota, Glomeromycetes, Diversisporales, Acaulosporaceae. The record is from the annotation of a GenBank genome assembly.
AUGUCACAACCCUUGGAGGUAACUGAGUAUGACGUUAUUAUUCUUGGCACAGGUUUGGUUGAAUCAAUUCUCGCUGGUGCUUUGGCGAGAAUAGGAAAGUCUGUCUUGCACUUGGAUGCAAAUGGGCUGUACGGUGGAAAUUGGUGCUCGCUGAACUUUCGGGAACUUCUAGACUGGGUGCAUAACAUGCAAGACCCUCCUAAUCCACUUGACGGAGACGAUCAAGAAAGUAUUGAAGGCAUGCAGGCCUUAUCAACCAAUUUUCCAAUAGUUCGCCAACAAGCAUAUUCUACGCUCGAGUACGAAAUCUAUUCCAUUGUCAAGAGUGAUGAUGUAUCUCAAAAAAGUGAUGAGUACGAGGGACCAUCUAAUUCGCAAAGUGAACUGGUCACCGAUGCUAAUUCGGCAAAAAUCGUGCCAGACUAUGAUGCUUUGGCAAGAUACUUAUUAAAUUCUGAAGAAUCCGAGCAAAACGAUGCCAUAGCCAAAGUCAUCACCGAACAAUUCAAAUCCAAAAUUCUUGAUCGGACGCGAGAAAAUGAGGAAGCAAUUGCGGUAGAAUCUUCACGACUUUCUCAUCUCCUUCAGCUUCACAAAGAUUCCGAGAACAUAUCGGAAGAAACCGUACGUCACGUGUCAACUAGCCUAUCUAAUUUUGAGAGAAUUGAAACCUUAGCUACUUUAUUGAACGAGUCGAAAAAAUAUAAUCUAGAUUUGGUGCCUAAGAUGUUACCAUGUCGCGGCGAGUUCAUAGAUACGUUGAUUAGCUCUGGAGUUAGCAGAUAUCUGGAUUUUAAAGCUAUGGAUAAGACUUACAUUUAUUCAGACGGCACUUUUGACAAGGUUCCGUGUUCCAAAGAUGAUGUUUUUACUAGUCAGACCAUAUCUUUUGUUGAAAAGAGAACAUUGAUGAGAUUUUUGACUUUCGCUUUAGAUUACUCAAGUUCUCCGGAAGUUUAUUCAGGUUUUGAAGAGAAAUCGUACGUUACUUUUCUCCGAGAAAAAUUCAACAUCGAAGGCAAAUUAUUGUCCGCUGUCUUGUACGCUAUUUCGCUAAUUCAAACCGAAGAAUCGGGUGUUAACACCAUGCAAGGGUUAGAAAAAACCCAACGAUAUCUUAAGUCGCUUGGUCGAUACGGAAAUUCUGCAUUCUUGGUUGCACUAUACGGCAGUGUCAGUGAAAUCGCACAAGGGUUUUGCAGAAUCUGCGCCGUGUACGGCGGCAUUUAUAUGCUCGAUCAUCCUGUUAAAUACAUAUUAAUUAACGAAAAUUCCAAUAAGUUUUCUGGAUUGGUGGAUGUUAAUGACCAGCAACUCUCAUCUACUUUUCUAGUUGCAACGAUUGACUACCUACCUACAAAAUUCAUAAAGAAUGAGAAAUGGGAGCUUACGUCACGUGCGAUCGUGAUUACAGAUAAAUUUAUACACGAAGAAAGCGGUGAUGUCACAAUGACUGUUUUUCCACCUGACAAAGUGAACAACAGAUAUCCAAUCAACGUGUUACAAUUUUCCGCUGGAACGCAAACAUGUCCUGCCGAUAAAUAUGUUCUUUACUUAUCAACGAAAGCGUGCGGUAGAAGUGCAAAAGAAGAUUUGAUCAACGCAUUAGAAAAACUGAUCAAUAUUCCUACCAAUGAUAAUCAAGGCAAGUCGACAAAUGAGGAAGAGAAUCUCAAGUCGAACCCUUUGUUCGCUCUCUUUUACCGCUAUGAAUGUCGCGUCUUCACUCCGGAUUUACCGGAUAAUAUAAUUGUUGCUGAUGAUCCUAAUUCAUCGCUUGACUGCGAAAGCGCAAUGAUUCUAGCGAAGAAACACUUCGAAAGGAUGUGUCCCAAUGAAGAAUUUUUUCCACCUGGGCCCGAUCCAGAUGAAGAUGAAUUUAAUCUCGAUUAA